GGAAGCGACCACCAGCCAGUGUCUUUCCCGACAGUCAGCGCUUAACGCCACCUCUCUGCAUUGCAAUCCCUCCCCACCCCACCCCCAGACACGAUGCAGCUCCGCCUCGCCCUCUUCGCUCUCUUUUGCUCGGCUGUCUUCUCUGACCACCAUGGGGCACCCGUAAGCAUGGACAGAUGGCAAUAAGGACGGCUGAACGGCAGGUUUUUCGUUUGCUCCCUGUGUGUGUCUGCUCAGGAAAAGAGAUGUCGCAAGGCGAUUGACAAGCAGAGAGUGGAGGGCAUCGCCGAAUCGCUCGGAUUGACAAGCAGCUACCUUCAGACAAAGAGCCCCCUCGACCUCGUCCCCCCCUCCGGCAGCGGCUGCGCUAAUGCGCCCAACCAGGGCUGCUGCCAAGCCUUCACAAUGGCCACCACCAAACUCGCCGAAGGCGUCGCCAGUAAGGGGAAUCGUUGCACAUGAGCGGAUGGAUGGUCUAUCGCUGCCUGCGUCGCUUCACAUGUGUGGAUACGCAGGCCAGGGUGAGAUAUGCUCUUCGUUGGCGACAAACUUCACGAAGAUCCUGGAGCUGGCCUCGUCCGAGACACUCCUCAGCACCGUUUGCGAUGCAUCCACGGGUGCUGACACAUCGACGGAUACAGCACGUACCCUAAGGACGAUGUCAUGCUGCUUUCGUCGUGUCAGGCUGCUAUGCCCAAGCGAUGGAGGCCCUCAAGGAGGGGAUGAACAACGCCACUGGCAAGGGAGCUGGCUGCGCCCAUGCUCGCAAAAUCACCACCGUCUUCGACUCCAUCUGCAAAAAGGUCACAGAGAAGGGAGAAGGGCAGGCAGUAGGAUCCUUACUGCGAUUCUCCGUCUGUGUGCGUUGUUCAGGAUGCUGGGCCGUGGUGCCUGUCCAAGUACGCUGAGCACCUGGAGAUCCUCGAGACCGUCACUGUCGACCACGGUAACAAAAGAGGGAAUGGGGAAGCUGUUCGUCCGUUUUAUCUAUCUAACCUGUCCCCUUCUUAUCCAUCCUGCAGCACCCCUGAACGAGAGUGUUGUCAACCUGGCCGCCCUGUGUGCGAAUCCUUGCUGGUACAGCAACACCAGGCUGCUUCUCGGCGUCAUGGGCGGCAAGCCCAAGGACGUCAGGGGCAACAAGACGCCCCGGGGCAAGGCUCAGGACUACAAGAUGAUGUGUGCCAGGGUGGGCAGGAGGGAGAAGAAAACGCACAAACAUCAGUACGCAAGGAGACGCUCUGUCUGUCUGUCUGUCUGUCGGACCGCUUCUUCCGUCAGGCUGGCAAGACCUACUGGUACGUCAAUGGAUGGAUGGAUGGACGGAUGGAUGGGCGCACACACACACACACACACACAACCAACACACACACACAAUACAUACGCUCUUGUGUCUGUGUGUGUCAGCUGGAACAAGGUCGGUCAUCCACAGACGCAAACAGAGGGAGACGCCUGCGAUUGAGCCUGGCUGGAUGGUACACACACCUGAGCUAUGCAUGUUGUGCAGUUCGUCGACUUGCUCCCUGAGCCCGCAGAGGGCGCCAAGGGCGACGCUCCACCAGCCUGCGACAUGACUGCAAUGAACGGCACGGACAUGACACAGGGGAAUGCCUCAAUGGACGCCAUGAGGGAGGCGGCCAAGAAACAGCCGGGAGACAAGGGCGUCAAGGGCGUGGCAGAGCGACUGCAGCAAAUCCAGACUAGUAACGAAGACCUGGCAAUCUGAUGCCCCCCCCCUGUGUUGUGAUGGGUUUGUCUAUCGUCAGGCGACUGCGAGGGCAUCAACGCAAGGAUCGACGAGUACGGCUGUUGUGCCGGUCUCUACUACCAGUCCUUUGUCAGCAAGCACCGUGAGGCCAAGCAGUCGCCCAAGCUCCGUGAGCUCCAGACGCCCACAGAGGCUGCCAAGGAACCAAAGGUGUGCGUUCCAUGUGUUGAGAUCAGUCGACAUCGGCACGUGUCUCUCCUCUUCUGUUGUCCCAUCAGGAUGACGCGAAGACCACUCCCCUGCCGUCAGGUGAGGCGGGCGAGGAGGCCAAGAAUGAGGCCAAGGCCGAGGCGAAGACCGAGGGCAAGAGUGAUGCCAAGGAGAACCGCUUCAAGACGCCUGAGGGCCCGGCUGCCGCCAGCGGAUGCAAGGACAUCUUCACCAAGUGCCCCGUGUUGUCCAAGGCCAAGAGGUACGAGCUCAAGACCCGCGUGGGCGGCCUGUCGGAGCAGAAACUCAAGAACAACUGCGUCACCAGCCAGGUGAAAUGACACCCACACAUGGAGGAGAGAGACACAGUACCAAGGCGAGGCUGUUGUUCCUUUCUCAGGAGUUGGCGACCAACCUGGAGGAGAACAUGGAGGAGAGCGUCGACUGCGAGGGCUGCGAGUACGACUUUUGCGUGGGAUCGUAUAACCUCAUGUCGUGCCAAGACUCGCCCACCUGCACCGGCGAGACGUCCGACGCCGCCACCGCCCGCCUCCUCGUCACCAAGCCCGUCUUCCUCCGACUCAGAAGGCUGCAGACCGCCGUCAGACACACAAGACACACGGACAAUCACCAAAUGGAUUUGUCUUUAUGGCGCCUUGUUUGGUUGUGUAUGCAGGAUGACAGUGUGGACGUGACGACUGUGAUCCAGACGGUGAAUGCCACGGACGACGGGCUGGACACGGCCCUUGAGAUGGCCGAGGCGAGUGGCGACCUCGACGCUGCUGUGGGGGAGGCACUCGACGAGACAACCACUCUCGACACUGUGGUGGAGGGCAACGCCACACUCACCGUCGACACGGACGACAGCAUCCCCACAGCUGAAGUGGUCAGCAAACACACACCCACACAGGGGAUCCCCUGGCCAUUCACCCAUUUCUGUGCCUUGCGUGUGCAGGUUGAGGUCAUUUACGACGACCCCACUGUCGACCCCCUUAACCCCCCCUCCCAGCAGACCACCGCGGCGCCAGCACCCACUAACAACAACAACAACAACGAUGACGACGACUCUGGCGCCCUGGCCCUCUCGGCGUCCCUCCUCCCUCUUGCUCUAUGCAGUGCGGUCUUCGUUGCUCUCUUCUGAACCACACACAUUAGCUGACAGGCGUGUGCGUAGAUAAUCCACUGACAAGCUGCUGAUGUCUCUUCCUCGUUCUGUAGAGUUUAGUUUUGCACACGUAGCCACAUUGACGUGCAAGGCACGUAGCGUAGUCUCGGCCAUGCUUUGUGGACAGCCACACACACAUACAUGUAGCGCAGUCCAUAUGGUGGUCAUGCAUGUAUCAACAC
Messenger RNA from Vitrella brassicaformis, 3265 nucleotides. The record is from the annotation of a GenBank genome assembly. NCBI's taxonomy places the organism in Eukaryota, Vitrellaceae.